AUGCCUUGUCUCUUCUGGCUGCCACAUUUCCUCUUCCUUGUCGCUUCUGCGCUCGGCGUCCUCUCUAUCUCGAAGAUUGUAGACGACGCCGACUCCAGCAUCAUAUACUCUCCCGCGGCCCAAUGGACUCAAGGACCGACGUGCGUUAACUGUGCCAUACUACCCGACGCGUCCUUGGCACACGAUGAGACAUGGCACUACGCGACGUACGAUCCAACGGAAGACACUGUCGUCCCCUCGAUCACAUUCAACUUCAGGGCCACUGGCGUCGCCGUCCACAACAUCUUGCCCCCAUUUGUCCCAACAGCACCCUCCAGCAAUGUCGAGCUCGCCUUCGUCAUCGACGGCGAGGCUCAACCGAACUUCUCGUUCACACCCCAGAGCGCCGAUACCGCCUUCGUGUACGACCAGGUCGUGAUGAGCGUUGGAAACCUCUCGUUCCAAGAACACACGCUCAUCAUCCGGAUGCAAUCUAACCAGGCGUCUGUCGUGCUCUUUGACUUUCUCGAGCUCACACUCCCUGACCAGGCGGUUGAAAAGUCUCAUCAAUCGUCCACCUCUGCAUCCACCUCCACCGCUCCAGCCGUCACCACCAUCGUGACGGUUACCUCCACGCAACGCAACCCUGGGCAGAUCGUCACUACGCUCACGCUCACAUCUUCACUCACGUCCUCGGCGUCUCAAGCGUCUACAGUACUAUCACUUCCGCAGUCCCCCGCUCUCGUAGCGUCUUCGUCGGAUGGUACGCAUGCCACCUCCAAUCUCCAGCUCUCUCAGGGCGCAUCAAGCAUGGUGAUGACGAGCGAAACAGUGCCCGGAGCAUUGGGUAGCGCCACAAUCUCAACACAGAGCCCGUCCCAGUCCCAAUCUCAGUCCGCGAUACCUGUGAACGGGAGCACGGUCAGUAGCACUACGAUCGGGGCUGCGGCCGGAGGUGGCGCCCUCCUUAUCAUAAUCAUCCUGAUUCUGGGGAAGGAGAUGCUGCCGCAUAACCGUACGGAGGCUGCCAACGGCGGUGAUAAACCAAGCGAACAAACCCGCGGACACGAAUACGGCCCAACUCCCAUUCAUCACUCCCUAUUCCCUGGGUUCCCAAACGGGGACCCCUUCGUUGACGGCAACGAGGACCUCGGCCUUCUCGCGCCCGAAAUCUCGUCUUCGGGGGAUGUUGCAUCGUUUGGUGGCGGAGCAGCUCCUGAUUCGAACCUAUCGGCGGGGACCAUGGUCACUCCGGCACUUCGUUCAUCUGUACCACUGCACGAGGACGCAUCUUUGCACACUUCGACUCCGCCCUCGACGUUCCUCGAUGGCUGGAACACAGACGAAAAGGAUGAUCCUGAGUCCACUCCUGGAGCUCUACAGGCGGGAAACGGCGCGCCGCGCAUUGUCGGGCAGGCCACGCCGCGACCUGAGGAGCUGGCGGAGCAGCUCGCAGCGCUUCGCGAGGAAGUAGCGCAGAUACGGCGUUACCGAGAAGCCCGGGCCAUGUCGCCGCUCGAGGCACCCCCGCAGUAUAGCGAACCAUGA
Messenger RNA from Trametes versicolor FP-101664 SS1, 1527 nucleotides. RefSeq lists its product as uncharacterized. The transcript is spliced from 3 exons. Bases 1 to 1527 code for a protein of 508 amino acids. Lineage: Eukaryota; Fungi; Basidiomycota; Agaricomycetes; Polyporales; Polyporaceae. The record is from RefSeq and is a predicted model, not a curated record.